AUGGAGGAUCCCGAAAGUGAGACAGAAGAAUCAUCUCCGCCUCUACAAGACACUUGCAUACAAGAAGUAACUGCUCUAUUUCCUGACAUCUGCCUUGAGUAUGUCAAGACGAUUGCUGGGCCCCUCUCAUUCGUCCCCCAUGAUGUGAUCAAUCAUCUCCUCGACCUCCAAGAGUCUGGUCAAGUAUAUCAAAAGGCACAGCGACCAAAACAGGCCAUCGGCAAGAGGAAGCGCACUUCCGAGGGACAAGAUGACGAAGACGAAGACGAAGCCGAGAAACUACAGAACAGACUCUCCGAAGCAAAGCGCAAAUACAGUAAUCUCGAACCACAAGCCAUUGCUCCCAAGAGUUCCCAAAUGUCCACUAUCAAGCAAAUGAUCGCAGGUGAAUUCCCACUGGUGCCAGUCAAGGUCAUUCAACAAACCCUCUCUGAAAACGGAAAUCGUCUUUUCCCUACAUUCAAUAUCAUCAGUACUGCCAUGAAUGAGGCAAGCGAUCAUCGCCCGUUGCCUUGGAAAUUGAAGAAGACGCCCUCAGUGCCUGUACCGCGAUACAAAAAAGAGAGCAUCGAGGCGUCCAUACAAGCCUGUCCUAACGACUGGGAAAAGGAAUUGAUGAAGGAACUCGAGGCUGCUCGAUUACUGCAGUCUGACGUAGCUGAAAAGCGUCGAGCAGAAGCAUUGGCCGAGGAGGCCGAAAGGAUGAACCUUGAGGAGGCCGAUGCAAGAGGAGAAGUAACUGAGUGCGGUUGCUGCUUUGCCGAUACUCCAUGGAACAGACUUGUCUAUUGUAAAGGCGAGGAUCCCCACGCUUUCUGUAUCAACUGCGCCCGCCGACACGCAGAGACACAAAUUGGCCUUUCAAAGUACGAACUUGAAUGCAUGUCCAUGAAUGGGUGUACGGCUGGGUUUUCUCAUAGCGAGCGCCAGAAGUUCUUGAAUAAGAAACUGACUGCGGCAAUCGAUCGAAUUGAACAAGAGGCCAAUCUGCGCAUGGCCAAACUGCCCAACCUCGCCAACUGCCCCUUUUGCCAUUAUGCAGAAGAGUACCCGCCAGUCGACGUCGACAGGGAAUUCCGGUGCCGAAACGACGAGUGCCAAAUCACGAGUUGCCGGCUUUGUAAAUACGAAACACACAUACCGAAUACCUGUCAGGAGGCGGCCAUCGAGCGAGGUGUCGACCUGCGACGGGAGGUAGAAGAGGCUAUGUCGAAAGCACUCAUCCGUAAAUGCAACAAGUGCAGCACCCCCUUCAUCAAAGAAGAAGGCUGUAACAAGAUGACUUGCACCCGCAAAGGUUGUGGUAACGUUCAGUGCUACGUCUGUUCCAAGUCUUGUGACUACAAUCAUUUCAACGACGAGAGUCGAGGUGGCAAGCAAGGCAACUGCCCCCUGUUCGAGAGUUCUGAAGAGCGCCACGAAAACGAAGUCAAUGCUGCUGAAAAGGCAGCUAAGCAGAAGCUCUUGGAGGAGAAUCCAGAGCUUGCAGCAGCGCCCGAACUCCUGAAUUUCCACAUGUCUGAAAGGGUUAAGGCCGACGAUAUGAGGCGGAGAAGCACUGGCACACGGCGCAAACCAUCUUCGUCAAGAGAAUCAUCUGCUGAGGGAAGCCCGUGGGCAGGCACAUAG
Fusarium musae is the source of this 1629-nucleotide messenger RNA. RefSeq lists its product as uncharacterized. The record is from RefSeq and is a predicted model, not a curated record. The coding region runs from base 1 to 1629 and encodes 542 amino acids. The transcript is spliced from 3 exons. NCBI's taxonomy places the organism in Eukaryota, Fungi, Ascomycota, Sordariomycetes, Hypocreales, Nectriaceae.